AUGGCCCGUCCUAGGCACCAGCCCGGCGGGCUUUGCCUCCUGCUGCUGCUUCUCUGCCAGUUCAUGGAGGACCGCAGCGCCCAGGCUGGAAAUUGCUGGCUCCGCCAAGCAAAGAACGGCCGCUGUCAGGUCCUGUACAAGACAGAACUGAGCAAGGAGGAGUGCUGCAGCACUGGCCGCCUGAGCACCUCGUGGACCGAGGAGGACGUAAAUGACAACACGCUCUUCAAGUGGAUGAUUUUCAAUGGGGGCGCCCCCAACUGCAUCCCGUGUAAAGAAACGUGUGAGAACGUGGACUGUGGCCCCGGGAAAAAAUGCCGAAUGAACAAGAAGAACAAACCCCGCUGCGUCUGUGCCCCAGAUUGUUCUAACAUCACCUGGAAAGGCCCGGUGUGUGGGCUGGACGGAAAAACCUACCGCAACGAAUGUGCACUCCUGAAGGCCAGAUGUAAAGAGCAGCCAGAGCUGCAAGUCCAGUACCAGGGCAAAUGUAAAAAGACCUGUCGGGAUGUUUUCUGUCCAGGCAGCUCUACAUGCGUGGUGGACCAGACUAAUAAUGCCUACUGUGUGACUUGUAACAGAAUUUGCCCAGAGCCCACCUCUUCUGAACAGUAUCUCUGUGGGAAUGAUGGAGUGACCUACCCCAGUGCCUGUCACCUGAGAAAAGCUACCUGCCUACUGGGCAGAUCUAUUGGAUUGGCCUAUGAGGGAAAGUGUAUCAAAGCAAAGUCCUGUGAAGAUAUCCAGUGCACUGGUGGAAAAAAGUGUUUAUGGGACUUCAAGGUUGGCAGAGGCCGGUGUUCCCUCUGUGGUGAGCUGUGCCCUGAGAGUAAGUCUGAGGAGCCUGUCUGUGCCAGUGACAAUGCCACUUAUGCCAGCGAGUGUGCCAUGAAGGAAGCGGCCUGCUCCUCAGGCGUGCUGCUGGAAGUGAAGCACUCCGGAUCUUGCAACUCCAUUUCGGAAGACACCGAGGACGAGGAGGAAGAUGAAGACCAGGACUACAGCUUUCCUAUAUCUUCCAUUCUAGAGUGGUAAACCCUCCAC
Budorcas taxicolor (takin) is the source of this 1044-nucleotide messenger RNA. It is a transcript of the gene FST, whose product is annotated as follistatin. The record is from RefSeq and is a predicted model, not a curated record. The transcript has 6 exons. NCBI's taxonomy places the organism in Eukaryota, Metazoa, Chordata, Mammalia, Artiodactyla, Bovidae. Gene Ontology annotation, biological process: cell differentiation; negative regulation of activin receptor signaling pathway; regulation of BMP signaling pathway. Bases 1 to 1035 code for a protein of 344 amino acids. Gene Ontology annotation, molecular function: activin binding; protein binding.